CGUAAGGUCGCACUUUGAUUUCGGGAAGAUGGACUGCCAUAUUUUUGUAGGUUGAGGAGUCAUUCCAUUUCAGUUCUGAAGUUUUCUCGGGCAGAACGCGGCAGAAAUUGAUUUUAAAGUUAAUUGAACGUGAAUGUGCUAAAAAUAAAAGUAGAUGAGCUUAAAACAGCACAAAAUAAAUUUUGAUCACCCCCAAUCUACUUUACCUAAGAGAAAGAACAAAAUUUCACAUAAUGUCAGUGCAUUAUAAAUUCAAAAGUGCAUUGAAUUCAGAUACAGUCACAUUCGACGGACUACAUAUAUCCGUCGGUGAUCUGAAAAAAGCAAUAAUUCAUCAAAAACGGUUGGGUAAAACCGUUGACUUUGAUUUGCAAAUAACCAAUGCACAGACAAAAGAAGAAUACUCGGAUAAUAAUACAUUAAUUCCAAAAAACACAUCACUUAUCGUUGCGCGAAUACCGUUGGCUGUUCAGCCGAAGAAACAAUGGGACAUUCAAGCUGAGAAGCAACAGCAACAGUCGCAUAGGCAUAUUAAUGCACCGGAGCCCGAUAGCGGGGCUCUAGACUUGUCCCUUAUGAAUGGGACCGAAGAAGAUAAGAUACAAGCUAUGAUGAUACAAAGCACGAUGGAUUACGAUCCUAAUAAGAUUUCUUAUAAAAAAUAUAAAAGAUUCAAGCACAGCUACCAAGUGAUACGUGGACAAAGUCAGGUCGGUGAAGUGCCGGCCAACUAUCGUUGUUUUAAGUGCCGCAAACCCGGCCAUUGGAUUAAAAAUUGUCCACUAUCCUCGAACGGCGAUGCGAAUGAUUUUAAACGAAACACUGGAAUUCCACGUUCGUUUAUUGAACGCGAUGCACAAGACAAGAAUUCAGCGGCAAAUGCUGAACCAACACCCCCUCCAGUUGUGGAAAAGAAACAAGAGAUCCCGGAAGAUCUCAUUUGUGGCAUAUGUAAGGAUCUGUUUACAGAUGCGGUUAUGAUACCCUGUUGUGGUAGCUCGUUUUGCGAUGAAUGUGUACGGACGGCGUUGUUAGAAUCAGAAGAUAAUGAAUGUCCUGAUUGUAAAGAGAAAGGCAGCUCACCAGGAUCACUAAUACCCAACAGGUUCUUACGGAAUUCUGUAAAUGCUUUCAAAAAUGAAACUGGUUACUCAAAACCUCGGCAACAGAAACCCCCUCCUAAGCCGAAGGAGCCGCAAGAAGUUGCUGCUGCGACUGAAGAAAGUGGAGAUAAGAAGGAAGAACCAGAUACUACCAGCGAGCAGAAAUCUGAACCUAAACCAUCAGAAAAGGAAAACGACGAUAAGUCAUCUCCUUUACAUUCAUCAUCUGCGGCCAGAGAAUCUCCGGUAAAGGAAAAGAAAGAGGUUGAAGGACAUGAUAAGAAAAUAGACCCAGGUCAUCAUUCAUCGCAUGACGAAAUUGAAUCUGAUUUCGAAGAUAACAUUACUGUCACAGUACCGCCUGCUCAUUUGAUUAGUCACCAGAGAUCAGAAUAUCGGGAGCGACCUUAUAAUGGGCGACAUUCCCGACAUCUUAGACCUCCUGGUAUGGACGGUUCACCAAAGCACAAUUCCCAGUCGACACCAUCUCAUGGAGAAAGAUCCGGUACACCAACAGUCGACGAAAAGGAAUCAGGACAUCACGAACAUCAUGAUCAUCAUAAACAUCAUCAACAAAUCCCGUCGCAUCAAGCAGGUCCCCAUCGUGGCGAUCCAAUUCGUCCGCAUCGAUCAACACCGUCUGAUAUGUAUGGUCCAGGUGCCCCGAUUACUUCUUACCCACCGGCACAGGGGCCGAUGAUGGGUCCUGGCAGACCAUAUGAAAUGGGUGGCUACGGACCUCCACCGGGUCCAGGAUAUCCCCCUUACAUGAUGGACAACAGAAUGCGAGGUCCUUUUCAUCCUAUCCGGCCGGGAUAUCCCCAACCGCAUCAGAUGCGUCCUCGAAUGAUGGCACCUCCUGGUUCUUUGGCUUCAGUAUACCACGGUGUUGCUGCGAAAGUGGGCCCUGGUAUCAUUGAUGAUCCACUGGAAGCGUUCAAUCGUAUCAUGCGAGAAAAGGAAAAACGGAAGGAGGAGAGACGUCGUUUACCGACGGAUAGCCGUCGCAGGUCACGCUCAAUUGAAUUGGGUCCAAGUCGUGGUGGUCGGGGCCAUUCUCCACCUUCACAUCAUGGUCGGUUGCAGCGUGUAAGAAGUCCUGACGAUCGACGAAUGCGAUCACCACAAAUGCGUGAUAGAAGAGGACGUUCCCGUGACAAACGAUCACCGGAAAAGGAGAAGCGACGUCAUCGGUCGAGUUCGUUUAGCGACAGAAGCCGAAGUAGGACAAGAUCUCGAUCAUGGUCAAAUCCCCGUAAACGAAGUAAAUCGCCUGUGCUACGUAGACGAUCAAGAUCUCGUUCGCCGUCUUUUACAAUGAGCAGGUCGCGUUCUCGAUCAUUGACUCCGCAUAGACGAUUAAAUUUAGCGGUUCGCCGUUAUAAUCGCUCCCCAGAGCCACAUGGUAGACGAGCACUAUCUCCUAGAUAUCGUCAGAAGGAAAACCGUCGACCAGAGCGUCGGGAUGAUUUUCCACCACGUGAAGAAUUUCGUGAUAGAUCGCCGGGCAAUUAUCCGCCAAGACGUGGUCGAAGUCCACGCAGAGGUCAAUCGCCUCCACCUCAACACAAUCAAUUCUAUGGUAGACAAGAGCGAGCAGGUCAUGGUGGACCACCCCCUGAUCAGUACUUCAACAUGCCGUCUGGGCCACCCGGUCCUUACAACGAGAAUGCACCAUAUGCGCAAAGUAACAGCGGCAACAACAGGUAUCCCGAACGCAUUCCACCACACCGGGAACAAUAUAAUCGUGAUCGUAAUCAUGAUUAUAAAAUGGAGAGGUUUGAGGACGGCCCGCCCGGAAACGAUGAGCCACCCCCACCUGGAUUUGAAGCGUCACCGCCUUCUCCACGUGAGCGACAUAAUUCAUGGAACAAUAAUAAUCCAUUUGACGAUCGUGAACGCGGAGGUAAUUAUAGACAUGAAUUAAGAAAAGAAUCGAAUAUUCGCAAUCGGGGACAUACUCCAAAUGAAGCUCGUGAUAAACAUUCAACCGAACGUGAUCGUGAGGAACGACGCCAUCACGAAGGUCGAGAUCGUGAGACUAGAUCCUGGUCAAGAGCUAGUCGGCAAAGUGCCCAGAAUCAUGGCAGACGUCGUAGUCGAUCGAAAAGUCCGAAUCGAUUGGAAAGAAUUCCUGAAGAUUAUCCCACGCGGGAUCGCGAUCGUGGAAGCAAAGAACGUGGUCACAGCAAUCGUGAUCAUCAAGUUCAUGAUCGAGAACGCGAUAAAAUCGAGCAUGAGAAAAAGCGUGAACGUGAAGAACGGGAAAGAAAACAUAAUGAAAGGGAGAAAAGGGAACAAGAAAGGAAGCAACAUGAAAGGGAAUUAAAACGAGCAUCGCGGGAAGAAAAGGAACGUGAGAAGGAAAAGGAGCGUGAACGUGAGAAAGAGCGAGAGAAGAGCCGGGAAAAGAAGCGAGAUUCGUCAGACGAUGAAAAGAAGGAUAAGAAGACAAAGGAAAAGCGUAAGAAGAAGAAAGACAAGGAUGCGGAUCGUAAAAAGAACAAGAAGGAAAAAAAGGAACGGAAGGAGCGGGAGAAGGAACGCGACAAGGAGAAAGACAAAGAACGCGAUACUAUCAAAAAGGAGGUGCAACGAGAAAGUAAAGUGGAGGAAAGUUUUGAAUCGAUUGAACCAGAACCACAGCCACAACCUCAACUUCAAUUGCAAGAUGAGCACCGCGACGCUUUGCCAGAUGAACAGUUGUUCAACCCUCCACCGCCUACUGACGAUGCUCCAAGUGGAAAGGAAGAAACCGAUUCGACUAUGGAAGAGGGGGAAAUUCAGGAUACUGAAGAACCAGAGACGGAUGCACACUCUACAAAAUCGAAACAACAAUUACAGCAUGAAAAUGAAAUCCUUGAUUUAUACGGGGAUAUUUGUCAAGAUGAAGAAAUUAAAUAUGAUUACCAGAAUUCUAUGGCCGAUGCAGGUGAGAACAACGAUCAGAAAGCGCAGCCGCUAAAUCAAGAGAACAAGAAGUCUAGUCCUCCCGAUUUUAAACGUUUCGAUUCAGUUCUUGAUAUUCAUGCAAAUUUGGAUUUUGAGCCUGACCUUGACGAAAUGGAAGUGACUGAACAAAAGAAGGAGAGUAACCCUUAUGCCUCGAUUAUGCCAGAACUCUCAAAAUGGGAGCGAGAUGAUGAUCCUUCACAGAGCAAAGAUGAAUCCAAUCCAUUGAACGCCUUAGAUGCAUCCGAUGAAAAGGCUGGUAAAGUGACAACAGAAGUUCUGAAACGAGCAGAAAAUGCUAUCUUCGCCAGGGCGAUUAAUGCCAUUCGUCCCAUAGAAAUUAAGAAAAUCAGCGUAGAGCGACAAAAACUGUAUUCAAAUGAUCCAUCAAAGGACGCAUCUCCAGUUCCGUCUGUGAUUAGUCAAGUUAAAAGUCCGAAUCGGGAAUUGGCCACUGUUCAAAUUACAGUGCCUGCCAAUAAUAAUUCGGAACGUUCCGUUGAAAUUAAACCUGAAAAACAAAAGUCUAUUAAGGAUCGCCUGGGAAGCAAAAUUACUGAACCGUCAUCACGGAAACAUCGUUCUAAAUCUCAAUCACCUGUCCGGAAGUCGACUGUGGAAAAGGUCCGACCGGGGCGAAGCAGAUCUCGAGAGCGCGAAGCAGGAUAUCGUCGCGAUGAUCGGGAGGUUCGUCGUACCAGCGAAGUCAAACGUGUUCAUGAAACGGCGGGUAAUCGUGGUCGGGAGAGGAUCCAAUCUGACUUCAAUAGCAGAGGUCGGGAUCAACGGAAAGAAGUAGAUCGGCGGCGAGAUUUUGGCCAGGAUCGCAGCGGUGGUAGCCGGGGCGAGCGAACUGAUCGCGAUCGUGAUCGAGCAUGGGAACAAGAUCGAUUACGCGAUAAAAACCGAAGCAGAGGGGAUAUUGCCAGAGAUAGAGAUCGUGGUGAAGCUGAUUGGAAUCGUGGCGGUGACAAGUCGCGUGAACGGCCAAACACAAGAGAAGAUCGACGUGUAGGUCAGCCGAGUGAAGAUCCACGAGGAAAGGAUCGAACAAAAAGUAAAGAUCGCGAACGCCAGAAGGAGCCGAAGCGAGACGAUUCUAGAUCGCGAAGCUCAGACAGAAACAAUCGUGACAGAGCUACUAGAGGCGAUCGUGAACACAAACGUAAGCAUGCUGAUGAGCACGCUAGAACUCCUCCGGAGAAACGAUCAAAACGAGAUCGCUCAAAGGAUACUGAGAAAUCUGAUUCGAAAGUUGGUAAUGAGAAAACUCUUCAACGUAAAAAAUCAACUAUAGAUGAAGCCAAUUUUGUACCAGACUACGAUGAGCAAAUCGAUAAUGCUGGAACAAAUGGAAAACCAACGGAACCCAAUAUAGUGUCUCGACACUCUAAGGAUAAAGUAAAAACACCGGAAGCUCGAGCUAGUAGUGCCCCAAAACGAUCACACAGCCCAACUGAAAGCAGCUCAUCAUCAUCAAGUAGCUCAUCCGAGUCGGAGUCAGAUUCAGAUGAUAACGGCAAGAAGAAAAAGCGAAGCAAACAUAAGAAGAACCGAAAGAAAUCACGUAGAUCGUCAUCUGUUGAAUCAGGUGAAAGUAGUAAGCAUAAAAGAAGUAAAAGUAAAAAGAAGAACAAGAGCUCAAAGAAAAAGAAGAAAAGUAAGAAAUGACGCAAGUCGUAGAGUCUGAUGUGAUUUUUUUUUAGUUAUUUUUUCUCCUUAAAUUUGGAAAUAUAUAGGAUGGCCUAAAAGCCUUGCUUAUAUGUGUGGCUAUUUAUCAAAUAUCCACAUUUAUGAUAGAAGUUUCACGCAAGUUUUUAACCGUAUUUGAUGGUUCGGAUGAUGGAGGAAGAAUCUUCUGAAGUUUUAUUUAAAAGGUAUUGGAACCUCUUUCUUGGUUCACUGUCUAUUACUUGAAAGCCAAGGUUUCACUUGCUUCGGCUUUUGGCCUAUCCUAUUUCCUUAUUUCUCUGAUCUUAUAAAGAUUCGUUUUUCACACCGAGAAUGAUAGGUAAGAAUUGUAAUUUGUUUUUUUCUCUAAUUUAAUUCAUUUGUACUUGAAUUUAAAUUUCAUUGCUUCAUUUUUCUAUCAUUACGUUCCAAA
Hermetia illucens (black soldier fly) is the source of this 6159-nucleotide messenger RNA. RefSeq names its product E3 ubiquitin-protein ligase RBBP6 (gene snama). Gene Ontology annotation, molecular function: nucleic acid binding; zinc ion binding; ubiquitin protein ligase activity. The record is from RefSeq and is a predicted model, not a curated record. Bases 234 to 5726 code for a protein of 1830 amino acids. Gene Ontology annotation, biological process: protein ubiquitination; mRNA processing; ubiquitin-dependent protein catabolic process. The transcript is spliced from 16 exons. NCBI's taxonomy places the organism in Eukaryota, Metazoa, Arthropoda, Insecta, Diptera, Stratiomyidae. Gene Ontology annotation, cellular component: nucleus.